Micromonas commoda is the source of this 1701-nucleotide messenger RNA. RefSeq lists its product with no specific name. The coding region runs from base 1 to 1701 and encodes 566 amino acids. Gene Ontology annotation, molecular function: tRNA binding; lysine-tRNA ligase activity; ATP binding. Gene Ontology annotation, biological process: lysyl-tRNA aminoacylation. Gene Ontology annotation, cellular component: cytosol; cytoplasm. Lineage: Eukaryota; Viridiplantae; Chlorophyta; Mamiellophyceae; Mamiellales; Mamiellaceae. The record is from RefSeq and is a predicted model, not a curated record. The transcript has 2 exons.
AUGGAGAUCGCCGCCGGCGUGACGCCUCCCCCGGCGCCGGAGAAACCGAAGCCCGCGAGCCCGCAAAAGAAAGGGGGCGGGAACAACCAACAGAAGAAGGGCGGCGGCGGCGGCGGCGGAAACAGCAAGGGGGGCGACGCCGAGGGCGCGGGCACGAGCUCCGCGGAGGAGGUGAAGGCGCUGAGGAUCGCCAAGGUUGCGCAGCUCAGGGACGCGGGCGCUGAGCCGUUCGCGUACAGGUUCGACCGGACGCACACCGCGACGCAGCUUCAAUCGAUUCAUAAGGACCUCGCGGACGGCGCCGAGGUGGAGGGCACCGUGGAGGCGGUGUGCGGGCGGGUGAAGGCGAGGCGCGUGUUCGGCAAGCUCGCGUUUUUAUCCCUCGAGGACGACGGCGGCAGCAUCCAGCUGUACUGCGACAAGAAGCGCAUCGACGCGGUAACGCCCGGCGCGUUCAAGCGCAUCGUGGACCUCGUGGACAUGGGCGACAUCGUCGGCGCGCGAGGCACGGUCAAGCGGACGGAGAAGGGCGAGCUGUCCAUCGCGGUGGACUCGUUUGAGAUGCUCACCAAGUCGCUCCUGCCGCUCCCCGACAAGUUCAAGGGGCUCACCGACGUGGAGAUGCGGUAUCGACAGAGGUACGUCGACCUCAUCGCCAACCCCGAGGUACGGGACACGUUCCGCGCGAGAGCCGGCAUCGUCAGCGGCAUCAGGCGCUUCCUGGACGACAGGGCUUUCAUGGAGAUGGAGACGCCGGUGCUCGAGACUCGCGCGGGGGGAGCCGACGCGAAGCCCUUCAACACCUUUCACAACGCGCUCGGCAUGAACCUGACGCUGCGCAUCGCCACGGAGCUGCACCUCAAGCGGCUCGUCGUCGGGGGCUUCGAGCGCGUGUACGAGAUGGGCCGCAUCUUCCGCAACGAGGGCAUCAGCACCAGGCACAACCCGGAAUUUACCAGCGUCGAGGUGUACCAGGCGUACGCGGAUGUCUCGGACAUGCUCGAGCUGACCGAAGAGAUGAUCUGCUACUGCUGCGAGCGCGCCAACGGAGGCGCGCUCAAGAUUCAGUACGGCGACGAGCUGAUCGACUUGGGCCAGAGGCCCUGGCGCAGGGCGCCGAUGAACGACCUGGUGAAGGAAGCCGCCGGCGUCGACGUCAUGGGCGACUACGGCCAUAACGGCGACUUGGCCGGGGCCAAGGCGGCGGCGGAGGCCGCGCUUCGCGCGUUGGGCGAUAAGGAGUCCAUGUCGGGCAUCCCCGGGGUGCAGCAGGCGCCGAGCGUGGGUCACGUCCUGAACGAGAUGUUCGAGGCGACCGUGGAGACGAAGCUGCGGCAGCCCACCUUCGUGCUCGACCACCCGGUGGAGAUCUCGCCCCUCGCCAAGCCGCACCGAGCGAAACCCGGCGUCACCGAGCGCUUCGAGCUGUUCAUCGUCGGGCGCGAGCUGGCGAACUCCUUCAGCGAGCUCACCGAUCCCGUGGACCAGCGAACGCGCCUGGAGUCGCAGAUUGAGACGCACAGGUACGAAGCCGAGCUGUAUCCCAUCGCGAUGGACGAAGAUUUCGUCACCGCGCUGGAGUACGGCAUGCCGCCCACCGCGGGCAUGGGCCUCGGCGUGGACAGGCUGGUGAUGUUGCUGACGAACAGCGCGUCCAUCCGCGACGUCAUCGCGUUCCCCUUGCUCAAGAGCCAGGACUGA